Hyposmocoma kahamanoa is the source of this 413-nucleotide messenger RNA. RefSeq lists its product as uncharacterized. The coding region runs from base 67 to 405 and encodes 112 amino acids. Lineage: Eukaryota; Metazoa; Arthropoda; Insecta; Lepidoptera; Cosmopterigidae. The transcript is spliced from 2 exons. The record is from RefSeq and is a predicted model, not a curated record.
UCACUCAAGAACUUUGUUUUAGCUACACAAAUCCAAUACACAGUGACAAAUCAAGGCGCUCUGCAGAUGAUUCUCAAUCGAUACAUGUACUACCUACGAUACACGAGCCGCAAGGGGGCGAGCGGCCAUCGCGCUUGGCGCUGCAUCAAUUAUACGAAGGAGCUCACCAAAUGUCCCGCCGGCGUUAUUACCCAGGACGACGUUGUUGUUAAACGAUACGGAGCACACAAUCACGCAUUUCACGACCAAAAGAUACUAAAAAAGGUGCGCGACAAAGCAGUGUUCUCGACACUCAACGAUGCCGAAAUAAACUGUGUGUCCAAAAAGAGAGAAAGAUGCGAGGACAAAAUAGAACCAACCGUUGUGAAGAAAUCUAAGAAUGAUGAUUCCACUGAUGCUGAAUAAAGUUUAUU